Molecule: messenger RNA, 5172 nt
Organism: Mya arenaria
Lineage: Eukaryota; Metazoa; Mollusca; Bivalvia; Myida; Myidae
Exons: 10
Coding region: 259-4635 (1458 amino acids)
Cellular component (GO): membrane
Source: RefSeq, a predicted model, not a curated record
UCGGAAUAUUAUUCAUAUACCCUUUCUAGACGGUUUUUAGUACGCAUGAAAAAGGAUUGAAUUAAAGUACUGAACGGGUGUAAUGUUGCACCAAUAACGGAUAAUAAUGUUCAAUAACUUUAAGUUUCUAAUCAGCUUAAACAAGUUUUAAAAACAAAACAGUAAUUCAAAACAGUUUCAUCGAGAUCUUCAGGUGAUUUAGAGAGAAAACACCUAGUGUUUAAGAGCGUUUUAUAUCCUUACUGUGGUCGAGUUGUAAUGUCACAGAAAAACGAGAAUGGGUCUGGAAUUUCAUCACAUCUGGAGGAAGAUACCACAGGUGACACGGUGAACGAGUACGUUUCGAAAAACAGCAGGAAAGAAGUUAUAUCUAGUAAGCAAAGUGAUGGUGAAACUCAAACUAAGAAUACAUAUAUCGUACAGGUAGUACACGAAGAAAUGGACAUCGUGAAUGACCCGAGUAGACCAGAAAUAAGUAUCCGGCAUAACCGCGUGGAAACUGGGGCGGACGAGGAUGCACGAGGAAUCGAGCCGAAAAUUGGUCAUCUGACCAAUCUUCCCCCAAAAUCGAAAGAUGAAAUAAGGGGGAGAAUCAGACGGAAGAAGAAACGAGAGAGAAGGCAUGUCCAAGGAAACAGCGGAGAUGAAACGGACAAUUUAGAUGGAGUGAAGAAAUUAAAGAAAAAGCGACGCCCAAAGGCAUUGAAAUCAAGUGAUGCGGGUCAUGAAAACGCAUUUAUAAAUGGAAAUUAUCAUUCUCAUAUCCAGGCUGAAUUGAUUGCAGGAGCUGUACCACCACACGGAAAUAAACUUUGGAUAGGAAAUAAUAACGACUUGCAUCCGAAUAUCACAAACGAUGAACCAAACGAACUGCGUCUUGAUCUAAGUAGCAUCCACGGUGAACGUACAGAACAUGGUAAUGUAAGACAAGAAAAUGGCGUGCCUUUUAAUUCAAAUGCUGAUAUUUUUACCGCAAGUGCAUUUUCCCCACGUGUCAAAACUAACAUUGUUGACAAUGAAAACACAACUAGUGGAAUGUAUGUUAAAAACAAUGGUGCCAAGAAAUCAACAAAAUCACGGUUGAAGCCUAAGCGUGUCAACCUGAAGAGGACGUCUUCCAAGGUGUCAGUGGUCGGCUCCCAGGCUGGUUCCCAGGCUGGCUCCCCACGCUCCUCCCGCCUCGACCCCGCUAAGACGGCCCGCAGCGCCUGGUCCCGCCAGGACACACACGAGGGGAGGGACGGAGAUCAAGCUAGCCGGAAGCCACUGCUGUUCUGCAAACUCAUUGCUAGAUUUCCCGUUGCGUGCUUUACGUUUUUGACGGUGCUACAUGUUGCUGUGAUAGGGCUGACUGUUGGACUGGCCUUCACCGGAUAUGACAUAUUCCCGGCCGUGUUUGACACACUUCCGCUCCACCUGUACAACACCGAACGUCUAAAGGAGCUUUCCUGGAAAUCCAAACAAGUGUUCGACGAUUUUAUAUACAGACCGGUCUACGGGUAUUCCUACAACGCGGGAUACCGGGGGAGGGUCAAGGACACAUUUGAGGUCAUAUUUGAAAGUUCAGAUGGCGGGAACAUUUUCACAGCGGAGAAUCUUGAGCUUAUAAAGCUAACGGAAAAUAAACUGUAUGGUAUGGAAAGGUACAAAGAUGAUUUUUGUUUAUGGGAUCAGUACUACUAUUGUGUACGUCCGCAGUCGUUGAUUCGUCUUUUUGACGGCACGUAUUCGAGCGUUAAUGACGUAUUCUAUGAUCCAACGUUUUCCAACAUCACAGAGGUGAUAUACCAAGCCUCAAUCCACAAUGAAACGCGGGAAUACCUUGAGCUGUUCAUUGGCAAGGACCGCGUGAUAACUCAGGACAAUUGCUACACUUCCAUCACUCGCACCAUGGUGCUUAUGGGCUGGCCCCUCUACAUCAUAGGUGACAAAUAUGGCAAAGAGGAAGACAUUCAACACUUCCUCGAUGAGUCCUUCAAACCGGAAACGGAAAGACUGAGGGAUUUCACACUGGUUGAUUUACUGGAUGUUUAUUAUAUCAGCAAGCUCUUGUAUGAAUAUGAUCUUGUUCAGCAGGCGCUUGAAGACAUUAAACUCGCCAUUGGCAGUGUUCUCUUCAUUUUUGUGUUCAUGUGUUUUCAAACGGGUUCUGUGAUCAUCACUUUUCUCGGCAUUCUGAGUAUUUUCUCUAGUUUUCUUCUCACUAACUUAUUCUACCGAUACAUAUUACAGUACAAGUAUUUUGGAUUUUUCCACGUUAUCGCCAUUUUUCUCAUUUUGGGCAUUGGAGCAGACGACUUGUUCGUAUUUUAUGACACAUGGCGGCUAACGGGACACACAAAGUACCCGGAUGACGCACAUAGGCUGUCGGACUGUUACCGUAAGGCGGCGAAAACGACGUUUGUGACGUCUGUUACUACGAUGACCGCGUUUCUUGUCAGCGGUCUCUCACCGUUGCUGCCAGUUAAAACGUUUGGAAUAUUUUCAGGAAUAUUAGUAGGACUGAACUACCUCUGGGUCAUCCUGUAUUUUCCAACAGUUAUUAUGCUUCACCAUACGAAAACAAAGUUUAUUUGGAUUAAGUUCCGUUCUCUUAUGAAAAAGUGUGGAUCUUGCAUGGGCUUUAAAUGCUGCAACAAUCAAAAAGACGACGGUGUUGACAGAAGACAUAGUCUCGCUAUUUCUGACGCAUCAGAAAGUAAGAGUUUGGCGGACAACAAUAGCACUAGACAAUUAAUUAACGACAACAUCAAAUCCCCGAGCAGCGAAAAAUCAUACGCCAGCGCGCUGCAUUUUCGGCCACAACCUUUACCUCCGAUCGCAAGUAUUUCUUCUGAAUUAGAACCUGGUACAGCUAUAAAUCAAAAUAUGAACAUGGCCUUUAUGCACCAUGUUCCGUCACCAAUAGAUCUUGGGAAAAUCGAGUCGGAAACGAUCCGAGAGGAGUUUGCGGCCCGCCAGCAAAACAAGCCUCGCAAGAACUUCGAGGAUCGGAACAAAGUUGUUGUGUUUCUUAGGAAUGGGUUCUACGACUUCAUGACGAAAAGGGCCGUCAAGAUCACCGUCCCUCUGCUCCUGCUGGCCGUCUCCAUCUUCUUUAUUCACCGAGCCACGCUCAUACAGCCGGACGCACAGCAGGUACGACUAUUCCGAUCAAGCCACAAUUACGCGAAGGCAACGACACGCCACUACGGCUCGUUCCUGCGGGACAAGGACGACGAGUACCAGCGCCUCUACCUGGUCUGGGGUCUUGGAGAGGCGGAUAUCAAAGACUGCGACCUCCGUUCCGGCGAGUAUUGCUUCGGGAAACCAACCUGGGACUCUGAGUUUGACAUGAACAAUGCAGAGGCGCAGCUGGCCACGAAGGCGUUAUGUGAGCGUUUAGAGGGAAUUGAUCGUGAUUACGCGGAAACUUUGCGGAUCCAGUGGGACCAGGUGACCGGAAAGCCUCGUAUCCACUGCUUCACCGCUGACUUCGAAGAUUACUUCCAGCUUAAGCUGUCCGAAGUACAAGGUUACACCAACGUCAGUGAUCUCGGCCUGCCCGUCUCUUCCACCAAUGUGAGCGCGUUAAUGGCCGCCAAUCCGUAUAUAUACAGGGAAUCGCUGCCAGACGACUUCCAAGACUACUUCGAGAUCCUGGUGGAGUACUGGCUGACGAACGGUUACUCUCUGACACCGACCGCCGACUACCUCAAGUAUAACUGGCUGCUAGGUACCACGAAGGUUCCCAACCAGACCCACAAUGCCUUCUACCCUUUUUCUGGCUUGUAUUACGGCACACGUCUCAAGUACAUGGCUGUGGAAGUGAACACCACGAUGAAUGUGUUCAGUCUCGGGUUCGACGAGGGGCUUCCGGUCUACGAUCAGUGGGAGCACAUUAUCGCCGACAUUAAUGCCAAUAUGCCCCCACCACUGAAAAACGGAAUACAACUUACCGAAUCACUUUGGCACUGGCUGUUUGUGCAGAAGACGCUGGCGGACUCAGCUAUUACGGGGAUCCUUGUGGGGUUACUGUCCGCCUGGCCGAUUUUAGUAUUCACGACUCUUAACAUCGCUAUCGGCACGAUUGCCGCCGUCACCAUCGGCCUCGUCACCGCCUGUGUCAUCGGCAUCAUCCCGCUCGCUGGCUGGAAACUUGGGGUGCUGGAGUCCAUAAACCUGUGUAUGGUGGUAGGCCUAUCAGUGGACUACAUCGUCCACCUUGCGGAGGCAUACCGGUCCUCACCGUCCACACGCCGGGCCGACAGGGUCCGUUACAUGCUCGAGUCAAUCGGCCUCUCCGUCAUCUCGGGAGCCAUCACAACUAUUGGCGCCGCGGUGUUCAUGCUGUUCGCCCAAAUCCAGUUCUUUUUCCAGUUUGGUAUAUUCAUCAUCACGACCGUGGGGAUCGCUCUCGUGUUCUCCCUGUUCGGAUUUACAACUUUCCUCUCUCUCUUCGGGCCCGAAGAAAACACCGGUUCCGUCCUAGCCCUUGCAACUGGGUGCUACCGCAUGGUCGCCAAGCGUGAGAAUGACAUUGACAAUGAAAAAGACGGCGCUGAAAAAGAACGCUGCCGGAAGUGGCCCUGUGCGUCGCCGUCCAUCAUAUUGGACCGGUUCUAUGAUUGGCUCAGCUAUGGAUAUCUAAAAUGAACUUUUUAGUACUAGUAGUGUAUGAGGAAGUAAGAAAUAGUUUGUUUAGGCUAAAUGACCAAAUAUUCCAACAGACCUUUGGAGGAAUAAUUGGGUUAUUUAUUUUACUUCUUCUGCUGUUAUUUCAUUACACGAAGAACAACAGUUCGGUUCUUUGGGUGUGAAAAUAUUAAGUUUGAUACUAUUGCUGACACUUGUGAUACCUACAAAAACGUCUUUCAGUGAUAAUGUGAUGCACUUCUUGUUGUUCAUAAUAUUUAUAUUAUAUUUGUAUUGUUUUGAUACUAUUCAUAUUUUGUUUUAUUCAAAUACUUUCUUAAAUGAUUGUAACAAUAAAACGUUUUUCUAAUCGUUGUAUAUUUCAGACUUAAAUUCCGACAAGGUCAAUAGAAUCAUCUCAAACCAUCGUAACACUUGCGGAUAAAAUGUGGUGCAUGAACGCUUCGUGCUUCCCCUUUUAGACCAGUAGAAAGAGAAAACGUACAAUUUAUGUUCCACCUUGGUUCAGCUCAUAAACCACUUUUAUCAUAAGCUGAC